AUGGAACGCACAGCUAUUUGGACUCACGUUCAGAAUACUGCUCCGGCGUCAUCUUCAAAGCCCAAUACGCCCGUCAGAAUGUUCAGGCGUGGGGCUCAGGUCUUCCCUCUGCCCGGCCAAUGCUUGCGUGUCGGCGUGUUGCCCCAUCCAAAGGAUACUACCACUGAUAGGAGCGCCGCGGGCUCCUCGCGGUCGGUGACUUCUGACGACGAUGACUGCGUGGACGAUGUGCCACCCAGUCCUCCCGAGAGUGAGCUAUCAUAUUCUGCGGAAGAAGACUGGGGCGAGGAUGGGCAAGGACCCGAUGAUCUCGAUGAGCCUUGGGAAUACACGUUCGCUCGUGGCGAGUCUGUGUGGGUGAAGGCCACAGAUGGCAACUGGUAUCGUGGCACCGUAUCAGCCUUGAAGAUCAAAAAAGACAAAACACGUCAGAGUGAAGGCUUAUACUAUCCUGUCAUCUUUGGACAGGCCCCCAAAUUGCGGAAAUACUUUGCUCCCCUGAAUGGCGAGAUCAAACCCGACUCGUACAUCACACGGCGCCUGCUGCGUGAGGCGGGUUAUGGAAUCUCGAAUGAUAGAAAAUUUGCUUCGCCGUAUUAG
Peniophora sp. CBMAI 1063 is the source of this 600-nucleotide messenger RNA. The record is from the annotation of a GenBank genome assembly. NCBI's taxonomy places the organism in Eukaryota, Fungi, Basidiomycota, Agaricomycetes, Russulales, Peniophoraceae.